GACAGCAAAGGACGGCACGGAGAAGUUAUUCAUUCAUGCCAUUAUGACCGAUUUCGUUUUGUUCUUUUAUUCGGCCGCCAUACUCAAACAAAAGCUAUCGCAAUGAAUUAAUUGGGUUUUACGUUUUUUUAGUUGUUUCAAAUCCGUAAUUUAUUCUAAAUGAGUUCCAAAUCAGAUGUUAAUAGGCGGCUGCUCGCCAUUCAAGCGAAGAAGAAGCGUCAUAAGCAAGGCAAGAAGAAAGCCAAAAAUGACGAGAACAAUCAGGGAAAUAACAGAUACAAUAACAGGUUUGAGCCGUCACAUAGCUCCUCUAACGAAACGAUAGAGGAUGAGGAAGAGAUCUACACGAGCGAGGAAGAGGAGGAGCAGGAAGACACUUCGGAUUAUUGCAAAGGCGGCUACCAUCCCGUCAAAAUCGGAGACCUGUUCCUCUCCCGGUACCAUGUCACACGCAAACUGGGCUGGGGACACUUUUCAACGGUUUGGCUGUGCUGGGACCUCGUGGAUAAAAGAUUCGUAGCUCUUAAAGUCGUGAAAUCAGCGCCUCAUUUCACAGAGACUGCCAGAGAUGAAAUCAAAAUAUUAAAAGCCGUUCGUGACAGCGACCCCACGGAUCCAAAACGGGAUAAGACUGUACAGUUGCUGAACGAUUUUAAAAUAAGUGGCAUCAAUGGUACUCACAUUUGUAUGGUAUUCGAAGUUUUAGGACAUCACUUGCUCAAGUUAAUACUGAAAUCGAAUUAUCGCGGUAUUCCACGAGCCAAUGUCAAAGUCAUCAUUCGACAAGUGUUGGAGGGUUUGGAUUAUUUGCACACCAAGUGUAAGAUCAUACACACAGAUAUCAAACCUGAAAAUGUACUAGUCUGUGUUGAUGAGAACUAUAUCAGAAAAUUAGCUUGCGAGGCAACGGAAUUACAUAGUAAGGGCUUGAAAUUACCUACGUCUUUAAUAAGCACAGCUCCUAAAGAGUUUCAGGAGCAAAGUUUAAAAACAAAAAUGAGCAAAAACAAAAAGAAGAAACUAAAAAAGAAAGCGAAACGUCAAUCUGAGCUGUUGCGCAAGCAAAUGGAACAGAUUGAAGAAAUGAAGGAACUUAGGACUAGCGUAUCAGAAAAUGGUGAGGUUGAAAUAAGUAAUUUAGAUAGUAGUGAGAAUUCAAAUGUCCAAUCACCUGAAGAUUCUAGUACUAGUGUUAAUGAAGUUCGAUCCCCUGAUGGUGAUGAUGAUAGCAUCAAAGAUACCGCAACACCAGAUAGUGAUAAUAACCCGAUAACAAUGCAGGUGAAUGGAUGUUCAACGAAAUCAGAAAAAUCAGAACCCACUUCUGAUGGAAUGGCAGGCGGUGAAAAACAGUCUGCUGAUGAGGACUCUAAUACUCCUGCGGGUGAAGGGGGCGACACAGUAGUGAGAAUAAAAGAGGGAAGUGGUGAACCAACUGAAAAUAAUUCAAAUAACAGUCCAGAACGUGAAGUUCAACGACCAAAUUCUAUAAAAACAGAACCGCCUCCAGAUCCAGCCUUAGUGCCUUGUGAUGUUGAAGUCAAAAUAGCUGAUUUAGGAAAUGCCUGCUGGGUCAAUAAGCAUUUUACAGAGGACAUUCAAACUAGGCAGUAUAGAUCUUUAGAAGUGCUUCUAGGUGCGGGGUACAACACUUCGGCUGAUAUCUGGAGCACAGCCUGCAUGGCAUUCGAGUUGGCGACUGGAGAUUAUCUAUUUGAACCCCAUUCUGGUGAGGACUAUAACCGAGAUGAAGAUCACUUAGCACAUAUAAUAGAAUUACUGGGAGAAAUUCCUAGAAAAAUUGCACUAUCCGGCAAGUUUUCAUAUUUAGUUUUCAAUAAAAAGUGCGAACUGCGCCACAUUACGGGGCUGAAACCUUGGGGCCUUGUCGAUGUGCUGACUGAAAAAUAUGAAUGGAGUCUGCAAGAGGCCACAGAAUUUGCAGAAUUCUUAAAACCUAUGUUAGAUUUUGAUCCAAAUAAGAGAGCAACGGCUGCGGAAUGUCUGAAGCAUCCUUGGCUGAAUUAGGUG
Molecule: messenger RNA, 2031 nt
Organism: Ctenocephalides felis (cat flea)
Lineage: Eukaryota; Metazoa; Arthropoda; Insecta; Siphonaptera; Pulicidae
Product: SRSF protein kinase 3-like
Exons: 1
Coding region: 160-2028 (622 amino acids)
Biological process (GO): regulation of mRNA processing; spliceosomal complex assembly; protein phosphorylation
Molecular function (GO): ATP binding; protein kinase activity
Source: RefSeq, a predicted model, not a curated record